Hydra vulgaris (swiftwater hydra) is the source of this 3128-nucleotide messenger RNA. RefSeq lists its product as uncharacterized. The record is from RefSeq and is a predicted model, not a curated record. NCBI's taxonomy places the organism in Eukaryota, Metazoa, Cnidaria, Hydrozoa, Anthoathecata, Hydridae.
UUGUUUGAUUGGUCUGUGUUGUAACGUGAUCAUAUUGUAUUUGAAAACUUCUUAAACUGUCAUUUUCUUAAGACUAAAGUUUAAACCGCAUGCCGAUGGUUUUAAACAUUUUAAUUUUUAUCUAUAUGCAAACGAAGUCAAUUUUAAUUAAUUGAGAAAACCAUGUCUGAUGAUCACCGUUUCCAACAACAUCCAAAUGAUUUUGUGCACGGUUUACUUUGCUUGCACGUUUAUCAAGAAAGUAAGGAGGGGGAUAUUGUACAAUUUAUUCCAAAUAAUGAUAAGGUUGAUGAUGAAUUUGAUGGUGCUGAUUAUAAUGACCAGUUAAAUUGUUGGACUGUUUAUAAAAAAUUUAGCUAUAAAAAUUCAGAUAAUGUUGACUGUGUUUUGUAUGUAAAUGAUACAACAAAACAAGCUGUGUUAACCUACUGUGGCGUAGACGUAAUAGAAUCUCUAAAAAGUUGGGAUGGUAAUGUUAAAGCAGCUAUUUUAGAAGUCCUUAAAGAAAAAAUAGAUUACCAUCAAAUAAGUUCGUAUAUAGCCACUGAAGAUGCUGUAAAAAUUGCUCACAAACUCGGAUAUAACCUUUCACUAACGGGUCACUCAUUUGGUGCAUGGCUGGCGGAGCUAAGCUUAUAUUUUUGUCACAUGGAUUUUAAAUGUGAUGUAAUAACAGGUCACGUAAAGUCGGUAACUUUUAAUAGUCCUGGCAGUUAUCAGCAAUUGGAAAGUUAUAAAGCGAGUAUAAUUAAUCAAGAUACUCAAAUUGAUGUUUCAUCCUUUGGUAUGGUUACAUAUCUAUCGGCUCCAAACUUAAUUAAUGUAUGUCACGAACAUGUAGGUAAAGUUUAUAGAGUAUUUCCAGAAAUAAUAGAAUCCAAUUCAGUUGAGAGAUUUAAAACCCGUUUACCAGAAUGGUUUAUAAAAAAGUAUUCUGCCAUAAAAGGUUAUUUUGAUGCAUUAUUUGCAAUUACUCAUCAUAGUUUAAAUUUAAUGCUAAAAACAUUUGAUCCUAAAACUGGUAAACCUUUUAUUAAGCAAUAUAGAGAAGUAUUUGAUUGGCCGUGCAUAAAAUAUAAAUCUAAUACCAGUGACUAUGGUCCAAAAGCUAUUGAAGCAAUAAUAGAUCUGAUUCCAGGAACAUUUAUGAUUCCGAAAUUGCUAAAGAAAGCUGCAAGUAAAACCAUAUUUACUUUAAUACCAAGCACUGUUUACGGUUUAUUGGCUACAGUUACAGCAGAAUUUUUAGGCGGAAAUAUGAAACUGACUCAGUUGUUUGAAACUUAUAAAAUACUAGACAAAAAUACAAUUGAUUUAGUUAACCAUGAAGAAAAAAUUAUAAAAGAAAAAAAAAAGUUUUUUUUAAAAUACAAAGCUCAUUAUAAGAUUGAUAGAGAUGAAGUCAACCUAAAUAAAGCUAGUAUUCCAAAAACAAAAGGAACCCUUGAAUGGUAUUUAAAGAAAUUAACCAAGUUAGAUUUUACAAUGAGUAAUUUAUCAGAGGAUGUUGUUAAUGAGUUAUCGAUCCUAAAAAAUAAAUACUGUUUGGAUUUAAAUAGUGGAAAUAUGAUAAUAAUAUCUAAAGAUUACACUGUAGAAGAUCUAAAAGAUCAAAUGAGCUUUAUGCUUAAAAAAAAUACAAAAAUCAAAAAAGUAUUGUUAGGAAAUAUGCUUGUUGAGGACACAAUUUUAAAAAUGCAGGCAGAUGCUAAAGAAUGGGUAAAGAGCUGCUCUCCUAACAAUGUUAUGAAAGAAGAAGGUUAUAAAAACCGAGAUCUUAUUAAAAAAACAAAAAAGCUAGCAAGCCAAAUGACUAAAUUAAGUAAACUUAGUACAGAUGACAUAAAAGAACAACUUGAUAAAAUAGAAGCUGAACAUUUAAUUAAUAGCGUGUAUUGUAUGAAUGCUUUAGCAAAUUGUUACCUUUACAACAACCACGGCGGAGAAAAUGCACGCGAAAUAUUACUUGGCUCAAAAAAAUUAUUAGAGCAGUAUGUAAUAAAUAUAAGCAAAGUCCAUUUUGAUUUUGAGACCUCCAAAAAAGAAGAAAUCUAUACUGAGCUUUUGACAUUAAAAGAAUUCCCGGAAGUAUAUACCAUUACUGUCUACUUAUUAGCCAGAACAUUUUUGUAUCAUGGAAAAAAAGCAGACUCAAUACCAUAUUUCGAAUUAUCUAAGUAUUUAGGAAAGAAGUUAAUGCUGUUUGAAGGAUAUCUAAGUGAAGGAAGAGGACUGGGAGUCGUUAGGAGAGAAUCGUUAGUAGAACAAGAUAUAGAAAAUGGAGAAUUUGAAAAAGCAAUCGAGAAAUUAAAUGAUAUCAUUAAGUCUUAUAAAGAACUAAAAAGUGAUUUCAAAGAGUACAAAGAAGGAUAUAAGCCCGGUAUAGGGGAAAAUAAAAUGGUUAUUCCAGCUACAGAUGAGUAUAACCAAAUAGAUUGUAGCGAACAGUUAACAAAAUGUUAUUUACAACUCAUAAGGCUUACCAAAGAUAGGGAUAAAUGUAUAAAGUAUGCCAAUAAUUUUUUUGAACUUAUUGGUAAUGACCAAUCAUUCGGCAUAAUAAACAUAAAAAAAUUAGAUGUAAUUUUACCGAAGAAAAAAUCUUCUGUACGAAACACUUUGGGUUACACUUUGUUAAAACUCUAUGAUAAAGAUAUAGAUAUUAAAGAAUUCAAAAUCCUAAUUGAUGAAACCAAUCAUACAAAAGACGAUUUAUCAUUUAUUGAGGAUAUAUUUAACUUGGCAAAAGAAGAAAGCAGACACGGUGAGUUUACUAAAGCAGAUGCUUAUGAUGGUCUAAGAAUGAUAUACGAAAGAAAAAUCAAGCAAAAAGACUUAGAAAAACUACAAGAAGAAACGCUAUUAAAUUUAAUUUUCAGUUACACGACCGAAAGAGAUAAAAUUAACCACGAAUUAAAAAGAUAUGUCAAAUAUGAAAGUUCUGAAAUUGCUGAUAAACAAAUACAAUUAGAACAACCAAAGUUCGUAGUAAAAAAAGAGACUACAGUUUAAAGAAUACAGUUUUGAAACAAUUGAUUUAAUAAUUGCAGUAUAGUUAAAAGUAACAAAGUAAAUGCACCCAUAGUUGUUACAAGAAAUAAUUUUUUCAAAUAAAACAUUUUUUAACA